Lotus japonicus is the source of this 3342-nucleotide messenger RNA. Its product is annotated as alpha-mannosidase At3g26720-like. The record is from RefSeq and is a predicted model, not a curated record. Gene Ontology annotation, biological process: mannose metabolic process. NCBI's taxonomy places the organism in Eukaryota, Viridiplantae, Streptophyta, Magnoliopsida, Fabales, Fabaceae. Gene Ontology annotation, molecular function: carbohydrate binding; alpha-mannosidase activity. The transcript is spliced from 29 exons. The coding region runs from base 84 to 3149 and encodes 1021 amino acids.
CGCUCAAAGCUUACUAAUUCAGCACUGAACCGAAACUCACACUAUUAAGCAAAAUCACUGCGGAACCAGUCAGUACAGACACUAUGGCAAACGCGGCGGUGCUAUUCGCCGUUUUCCUGGCGGCGAUUUGGGUUGCGGAAUCAGAGUACAUAGAGUACAACACCACGCAGAGGAUUGUCCCCGACAAGAUAAACGUGCACUUAGUACCUCACUCUCACGAUGAUGUCGGGUGGCUCAAGACCGUCGAUCAGUACUACGUUGGAGGCAACAACUCCAUUCGGGGUGCAUGUGUGCAGAACGUGCUGGAUUCUGUGAUUUCCUCGCUCUUGGAGGACACGAAUCGCAAGUUUAUCUAUGUUGAGAUGGCAUUUUUCCAGAGAUGGUGGAGGCAGCAAAGUAAAGCUAGGAAAAUUAAAGUCAAGGAGCUUGUCAAUUCUGGUCAGCUAGAAUUCAUAAAUGGAGGUAUGUGUAUGCAUGAUGAGGCCACUCCGCAUUAUAUUGACCUAAUUGAUCAGACCACUCUUGGGCAUCAAUUCAUUAAAGAGGAGUUUGGUAAGACUCCAAGAGUUGGCUGGCAGAUUGAUCCGUUCGGCCAUUCUGCAGUUCAAGCUUACUUGCUUGGUGCUGAGCUAGGAUUCGACUCACUCUUCUUUGCUAGAAUUGAUUACCAAGAUAGAGCCAAGCGGUUAAAGGAGAAGACUCUAGAGGUUGUUUGGCAGGGUUCCAGGUCUCUUGGUUCUUCUUCACAAAUAUUCACCGGGAUAUUUCCCAGGCAUUAUGAUCCUCCUGAUGGUUUCACAUUUGAGAUAAAUGAUGUUUCCACUCCUAUUCAGGAUGACAUUCUACUGUUCGACUAUAAUGUUGAAGAAAGAGUCAAUGACUUUGUAUCUGCUGCCUUAGCUCAGGCUAAUGUGACCAAAACAAAUCACAUUAUGUGGACAAUGGGAACAGACUUCCGUUAUCAAUAUGCUAAUUCAUGGUUCAGGCAGAUGGAUAAGUUUAUUCACUAUGUCAAUCAGGAUGGGCGUGUCAAUGCAUUGUAUUCCACACCAUCUAUCUACACUGAUGCAAAAUAUGCCGCUAAUGAGCAAUGGCCUCUUAAAAUUGAUGAUUUCUUCCCGUAUGCAGAUCACCCAAAUGCAUAUUGGACUGGUUAUUUUACAAGUAGGCCAGCUUUAAAGGGUUAUGUGAGGGUGAUGGGUGGUUACUAUCAGGCAGCAAGGCAAUUGGAAUUUUUUAAAGGGAGGAACGAAUCAGGACCAAACACUGAUGCAUUGGCUGAUGCUUUAGCAAUUGCUCAGCACCAUGAUGCCGUUAGUGGCACAGAAAGACAGCAUGUUGCUGCUGAUUAUGCAAAGCGACUCUCAAUGGGCUAUGCAGAGGCAGAAAGGUUGGUUGCAUCUACACUUGCUUUCUUAAUAAACGAAAGAUUAAGUUCGCAUGGGAUGAACCUGGUGACAGACUUCCAGCAGUGUCCUCUUCUGAAUAUAAGCUACUGUCCUCCAUCAGAAGCUACCUUGGGUAACGGAAAAAGUUUGGUGAUCGUUGUUUAUAAUCCUCUUGCUUGGAAGAGGGAGGAACUAAUUCGAAUUCCUGUUUCCACUGGAGAGGUUUUUGUCCAGGAUUCUGCUGGGAAGGAAAUUGAAUCUCAACUUCUCCCUCUAUCCAAUGCUACUUUCCGUUUGAGAAACAUUUAUGCCGAAGCAUAUUUAGGAAAAAAUCCUGCUGGAGAACUCAAGUAUUGGCUUGCAUUUCCAGUAUCUGUACCUCCCCUUGGUUUCAACACUUAUGUAGUGUCAAGGCCUAACCAGACAGGUCAUAGUUCGACUAUCUCAAAGGUGUACAGACCAGAAGGAACUACAAAUAGUAACAUAGAAGUUGGUCAAGGGAAUCUGAAACUACUUUAUUCUGCUGAUGAAGGAAAACUGACUCAUUAUGUUAAUAGUAGGAAUCUUGUUACAGCAUCAGUUGAACAAUCAUACAGUUAUUAUUCUGGAAAUGAUGGGACUGACAAAAACCCUCAGGCCUCUGGGGCAUACAUCUUCCGUCCGAACGGUUCAUUUCCCAUUACAUCUGAUCACAAGGUAUCGUUCACUGUCCUGCAUGGUCCUAUACUGGAUGAAGUACAUCAACAGCUCAACCCAUGGGUAUCUCAGAUUACGAGAAUAUAUAAGGCAAAGGAGCACGCUGAAGUUGAGUUCACAAUUGGGCCUAUACCUGUCGAUGAUGGCAUUGGGAAAGAAAUUAUUACUCAAUUUGCAACUACAAUGGAGACCAACAAGACAUUCUACACAGAUUCUAAUGGGCGUGACUUCAUUAAAAGGAUACGAGAUUUCAGGAGCGAUUGGGAUCUACAAGUGAACCAACCCACAGCUGGAAACUAUUACCCAGUUAAUUUGGGAAUAUACAUACAAGAUAGCAGUAUGGAACUCUCAGUGUUGGUCGACCGCUCUGUUGGGGGUUCCAGCUUGGCAGAUGGUCAAAUAGAACUGAUGCUCCACAGGAGGUUGCUUCAUGAUGAUGCAAGAGGUGUUGGUGAGGUACUCAACGAAACAGUUUGCGUUGCUGACAACUGUGAAGGUUUAACCAUUCAAGGAAAACUAUACCUUAGAAUUGAUCGUAUAGGUGAAGGUGCUAAAUGGCGUCGUACAGUUGGCCAGGAAUUAUAUUCACCAUUGCUGUUGGCCUUCACAGAACAGGAUGGGGAUAAUUUGGUGCAUUUCCAACAAUCAACAUUUUACGGCAUAGAUUCUUCCUACAGUUUACCAAACAACACUGCUCUUUUAACCCUCCAGGAAUUUGGAAAUGGCAAAGUGCUCCUAAGAUUGGCUCACCUUUACGAGCUUGGAGAGGACAAAGAAUACUCAGUAAAGGCAAGUGUGGAAUUGAAAAAGCUGUUUCCUAACAAGAAGAUAAGCAAAGUGACAGAGAUGAGUUUGUCUGCUAAUCAAGAAAGAACUGAAAUGGAAAAGAAGAAAUUGGCCUGGAAAGUAGAAGGCUCCACUGGAGAACCUAAAGUGGUGAGAGGAGGACCUGUUGAUCCUACAAAGCUGGUGGUUGAACUUGCUCCAAUGGAGAUUCGAACAUUCUUUAUUGACUUUAGUCCUCUCCAAACAGUUUCUGCAGCAGAAAAUCAUGUAGCAGUGUAACACAAGCCUCCAACACAGUAGCAUGUAUUUCUUGCUCCAAUGAUGUUUUGUAAAGAAAUAUAGAGUUUUGUAAAUUGAGUUGUUGUGACUGUAAACUCAAGAGUUUGUACACAAUAAAACUUUCUAGAGGAUGAAAUCUUGUUAAGUGAUGUGUGAUAUGAAUAUUUUAAUGUUAAUUUGUUAAUGCACAUAA